This is a messenger RNA of Closterium sp. NIES-67, 724 nucleotides long. Lineage: Eukaryota; Viridiplantae; Streptophyta; Zygnematophyceae; Desmidiales; Closteriaceae. The record is from the annotation of a GenBank genome assembly.
GACCCGGACGGGUAAUUCGUCGGAAUCCUAUUACCCGACUUGGCCAAAAUGUCGGGUUGAGUCAAGUACCCGCUACCCAUCCGGGUAAAAUGCCCAUGUCUACCACACAGCUGCUGCCACUACCGAAUCAUUUGUGCAACGAUGUUGAUGCUUGACCUUGUGUGUGCCAGCUAUUCAUGUGGUUCACUCCCUACGUAUCUCAAGACUAGACCAUCAUCUUAUGGCUCCUGCGGUACUUUUGUUCUCGUUGUGUGUCUCAUAGGCUUUCCUCCGCUCAAGUUUGUCCUGAAUGAAGAACAAGCCCUUGGCCUCAACUUAUCGGUGGCCACUUUCGCACCAGCUAGAGCCAGCCCCUUCUCCCGCUAUGUUAGUGCGGACUACAAAAUGUCGGCCACCAAGGAGGAUUCAUGGAGCAUCCGCGACUACCACACUUGGGACUCCGUGGCCUUCCUUGGGUGGCCUGUCAAGAACCAAGGGAAUUGCAAUGCUUGCUGGGCAUAUGCGGUGGUGGCGAGUGUGGAGGCAGCAUACGGCAUUGCAAAGAACCAGCUCGCUGCCCAGCUGUCAGUGCAGUCACUCUUUGCAGCCAUGAAGCUGACUGACACAGACAACAAGGUAUCCGGUGGAUGCAUUUGAGCGCACGCAUUUCAAGGGGUAUGUGGGGAUCAUGCUAGCAGUGCAGCGCCAGCCAGUGGUGGUUCACAUUGAGGCUUUGGCUGCAACG